AUGUCGAAUCAGCUAGUUGGUGAAGUUUACCAGCGCAUCAUACAGGAUGUUAUCGACACCAGUGUUAUCGAUUUCGAGGAAGCUGGCGUUAAUGCAUCGACCUUGGAAGAGUUGAAGCAGGUCUGGCAGCAGAGACUUUCGGACCUUCAUGUUGCUCAUUUCCCAUGGGACCCUGCACCACCAGAGACUGUUGCACCCACACCGGCCCAGCCAGCCCCCACAUCCCCCACUAAAGCCCAACCGCAGCAACCGGGCAUCAAGCAAGAGGCUAAUGCUCAAAAUUCCGCCGGUAUAAUGGGCCAGAACACUGGCGGCGUUCGUAUUAAGCCCGAACCUGGCUUAGACCCGCAAGGAGUCUAUGGCCCCCCCGUCACUCCAGGCAACCCAACACAUAACCCCGCUCUCGCCGAACAGAGGGCGCGUCAAAAUGUUGCACAGAAGAUCAAUAUGAACCCGCAGGUGCGACCUAAUGGCGGUGGGUUGGUGUUACCAGCUCUUUCUCAGCAAAGACAACAGAACGGACAGAACGGGAUCCCGCAGCAUGAUGGCGCCGAUGAUGUACCAAUAGAGGGAUAUGGCAAUAUCAGUCGGGAUGAAGCGGACCGCAUAUUGCUUCGCAGGAUCGGAGCAGCGGAACGGGAGAGCGCUAAGGCUACCGAGGAGCUAACAAAUGCUCUGAAGGGUCUUAAAACAACUUCUUCAUCCAAGUCUUCUAAGAAACGUCGUCCAAGGAGACAAGAUGCGUACGAGGCUGCCCUUGAUGGCGCUAAUUCUUAUCCAUACCCAUCCACCUUACUUUCGUCCCAGACUCCUCGUCCUGUUGGCAUUUCGCAACUUGAUGGUGAUUCUGAUGAAGACAUUGCCGAUGAAGAUGCCAUUAAUUCGGAUCUUGACGAUCCCGAGGAUGAUGAAAUUGAUAACGAGGAUGAAGAUGAAGUUCCACAAAUCAUGCUGUGCAUGUACGAUAAAGUCCAAAGAACUAAGAACAAGUGGAAGUGUGUGCUUAAGGAUGGUGUUUUAACGAUUAAUGGGAAAGAAUAUGUUUUCCACAAGGCUAAUGGAGAGUACGAGUGGUAA
This is a messenger RNA of Morchella importuna, 1077 nucleotides long. RefSeq lists its product as uncharacterized. NCBI's taxonomy places the organism in Eukaryota, Fungi, Ascomycota, Pezizomycetes, Pezizales, Morchellaceae. The coding region runs from base 1 to 1077 and encodes 358 amino acids. The record is from RefSeq and is a predicted model, not a curated record. The transcript is spliced from 4 exons. Gene Ontology annotation, cellular component: transcription factor TFIIA complex. Gene Ontology annotation, biological process: transcription by RNA polymerase II; transcription initiation at RNA polymerase II promoter.